UUUUCAUUCUUCUUCUCAUCAUGGCGGACCCUAGAGAUAAGGCGCUUCGGGACUACCUCAAGAAGCUGCUUGAGCACAAGGAGAUCGACGGCCGUCUUAAGGAGUUAAGGGAACAAUUAAAAGAACUUACCAAGCAGUAUGAAAAGUCUGAAAACGAUCUGAAGGCCCUACGAAGUGUUGGGCAGAUUGUGGGUGAAGUGUUUAAACAGUUAACUGAAGAAAAAUUCAUUGUUAAAGCUACCAAUGGACCAAGAUAUGUUGUGGGUUGUCGUCCACAGCUUGACAAAAGUAAGCUGAAGCCAGGAACAAGAGUUGCUUUGGAUAUGACUCCACUAACUAUCAUGAGAUAUUUGCCAAGAGAGGUGGAUCCACUGGUUUAUAACAUGUCUCAUGAGAACCCUGGGAAUGUUUCUUAUUCUGAGAUUGGAGGGCUAUCAGAACAGAUCCGGGAAUUAAGAGAGGUGAUAGAAUUACCUCUUACAAACCCAGAGUUAUUUCAGCGUGUAGGAAUAAUACCUCCAAAAGGCUGUUUGUUAUAUGGACCACCAGGUACGGGAAAAACACUCUUGGCACGAGCCAUUGCUAGCCAGCUGGACUGCAAUUUCUUAAAGGUUGUAUCUAGUUCUAUUGUAGACAAGUACAUUGGUGAAAGUGCUCAUUUGAUCAGAGAAAUGUUUAAUUAUGCUAGAGAUCAUCAACCAUGCAUCAUUUUUAUGGAUGAAAUAGAUGCUAUUGGUGGUCGUCGGUUUUCUGAGGGUACUUCAGCUGACAGAGAGAUUCAGAGAACGUUAAUGGAGUUACUGAAUCAAAUGGAUGGAUUUGAUACUCUGCAUAGAGUUAAAAUGAUCAUGGCUACAAACAGACCAGAUACACUGGAUCCUGCUUUGCUGCGUCCAGGAAGAUUAGAUAGAAAAAUACAUAUUGAUUUGCCAAAUGAACAAGCAAGAUUAGACAUACUGAAAAUCCAUGCAGGUCCCAUUACAAAGCAUGGUGAAAUAGAUUAUGAAGCAAUUGUGAAGCUUUCAGAUGGCUUUAAUGGAGCAGACCUGAGAAAUGUUUGUACUGAAGCAGGUAUGUUCGCAAUUCGUGCUGAUCAUGAUUUUGUAGUACAGGAAGACUUCAUGAAAGCAGUCAGAAAAGUGGCUGAUUCUAAGAAGCUGGAGUCUAAAUUGGACUACAAACCUGUGUAAUUUACUGUAAGAUUUUUGAUGGCUGCAUGACAGAUGUUGGCUUAAUGUAAAAAUAAAGUUAAAGAAAAUAAUGU
Messenger RNA from Gorilla gorilla gorilla (western lowland gorilla), 1264 nucleotides. RefSeq names its product 26S proteasome regulatory subunit 10B-like. Gene Ontology annotation, molecular function: ATP binding; ATP hydrolysis activity. NCBI's taxonomy places the organism in Eukaryota, Metazoa, Chordata, Mammalia, Primates, Hominidae. The transcript has a single exon. The record is from RefSeq and is a predicted model, not a curated record. The coding region runs from base 21 to 1190 and encodes 389 amino acids.